UUGGUUCAUGGCUCAGAAUCAUAAUUAAUAACACAAGGAGAAUCUCUCUCUCUCUCUCUCUCUCAUCUUCUCUCUGUCUCAUGUUCAAUCUCUAGAACAUCACUAAGACUCAAUCUUCAUGCAAAAAUGGGGUCAAGAUUUUGUUCCUUGUUCCUUGUGCAUUGUUGGGCUUUUCUGAUUUUGAGUGUGGGAUUCAGCAGCUGUGAAGUGGCUGUAAAGUUACUGGAGACUCCUCAUGCAUUCUCCAACAGAAAUUACUCCACUUUCUCUUUCCAAGUUUUGGUGGGUGGCAAUGCAAGCAUCUGCUCCCACUGUUCCACCACUUGCAAGCUGGAUCAUGGCAAGGAUUCAGCUUGUGAAGGUGGAAGGAUAUCUUAUUCAAGACUGUUAGAUGGGAACCAUUCAUUUGAGGUGUGCACACAAGGGUCCCGCGGAGUUGCCUGUGCGAGCUAUAACUGGACCGUUGACACGGUUAAACCCACAGCGCAAAUAACAGGAGCGACAAACUUCACAAGUGCUUCUCGUGUUUCAGUGAACAUAUCUUUCAGUGAGCCAUGUACUGGUGGUUUCAUGUGCUCUACUGUAAAUUCCUGCAACCUUCUUGUUUAUGGUGCUGGAGAGGUCAUGCCUGAUACAUUCAAAGUAAUCGAGCCAAACAUGAAAUACUCUGUUGAUGUCAGCGUGUCUAAAAGAGUUCGAUAUGGACGCUUGAUCCUGGUAAUGGACAAAGAUUUCUGCACAGACAAUGCAGGAAACCAAUUUACGAGAACAGAUAAUUCAAGUUUUGUUAUACAUUUUGAUAAAAGAAGUGUGCUUGUUAACAUGAGAACUCAUGUACCCGAAAAGCUGCUUCAGAUAGGCACUGAAACUAGAACUGUAUUGGCAACUAACAAGGAUAUGUUCUUAAAGGUGUAUCUGUAUUUCACUGAACCUGUCAUGAAUUCCUCUACUGAAAUCUUGAACUCCAUCGAUAUAAGUCAAGGCUCGCUCGUUCCCAUAAGUGGGAGUAGCUGUGGAAAGCGUAGAUUUGGCUACCAGCUCACUAAUAUGUCGAACAUGGCUAUUGUUACUGUGAGCCUGCAGUCGAACUUGGUGAUCACCAGACAGGGGACCCCCGUUGCUCCUGUAUCUCCAGUAACAUUCCUCUAUGACUCUCGAAGACCGACUGUUAGGCUGAGCACAACAUGCGACAUGCGGACAAAAGAGAAAAUCAUUCUAGUAAUGAUCAAAUUUAUGAAGCCAGUGUUUGGUUUCAAUUCAUCUCAUGUAUCGAUUUCUGGAGGGCAUUUGCAGAGCUUCCAAGAGGUGACUAGGAGAAGCUACACGGCUCAUAUACGCGCAGAUAGAGAUGCCAUAUCCGUCUAUAUUCCUGAAAAUGUGACAUCCGAUGUUUCCGGGAAUGGAAAUGUAGCAUCUAAUACCCUGCAAGUCAGGCACUAUUCAGCACCCGUUGAAUCCUUGGUGGUUUCGUACUUUGCUAUUGCUGCUUUUGGCGUUACAGCUUUGGUUGCCGGCUUUCUAACUGUUUCUACAGCAAGUCUGCUAUCCGCUGGAGCAUACUCCAAACCAAGCGCUAUCUUGUGUUCCGACCCUGCCAGAAAUCUUUUCAGAGUCGCAUCGCAUAUUCAAGUCUUUGCACUGUCUAAAUGGUUAUCAGUCACCUUGCCCAUCGAAUAUUAUGAGCUUACAAGAGGCUUACAGUGGAGCAUUCCCUAUUUCAACCUCCCAUGGGAGACGGGCGACCAACGUUCAGUCAUGGUGGGUUCAACUUCUCCUAAGGAUCGGCUGAUUCUUGUUCCCAAAGGUCACGACUCAAUAUUCGUUGAGGGCCUUAAACCAGAAGCUGCAAAUGUGAACUCACCAAAGGUUUUUGGGUUGCCUCUGAAUCCUAUGGAGUAUGCAUUUUAUUUUGCGAGUGAAACUGCCAUGCCAGAAGCAGAAUACAUCUUGGAUCCACAUAAUUCACACGGAUGGAGAGAUUUCAGCAGAAGCAUGUUCUGGCUAGCUGUAACCGGAGGCGGUCUGAUACUGCUCCAUGCUCUACUUCUCAUGAUCCUAAAAUUUAAGAGGGAAAACAAGGAAAAACGUAGCUAUGGAGCACUCAUUUUCCCAAGAUUCGAGAUCUUUCUUCUAAUACUAGCACUACCUUGCAUCUCCGAAGCAUCAGCAUCUCUAAUCAAAGGAGCAACGCCUUCUGGCACAAUCGUGGGUGUUCUCAUACUAAGCCUAGUAGCGUUUGUGCUACUCUGCCUACUCAUAUUCCUCUCCUUUGGCAUCACACUCGGAAAGCUGCUCCAAUACAAAGAGGUUCACCAAGAAGGCCAAACAUUCCACUGGUAUCAGGAACUGAUUCGAGUCACAUUAGGCCCGGGCAAGAGAGGCCAAUGGACAUGGAAGAACGAACGUCAUUCCAUCUGCUUAACCAUCCUAGGCCCUCUCUUUGAGGAUCUAAGAGGCCCUCCUAAAUACAUGCUGUCACAGAUCUCCGGGAGCACCAUCACCAAGCCAGGCGACACGAUCAUUGCCUCAGACGACGAAACAGAGGAUGCAGAGGCACCCUUCAUACAAAAACUCUUCGGAAUCCUUAGGAUCUACUACACAUUGCUGGAAUCCGUGAGGCGAGUAGCUCUUGGCAUCGUUGCAGGCGCCUACUCUCAGACAUGGUCAUCAAGAACUCCCACGAUCGCCCUCCUCUCCAUCACAGCGUUCCAGCUCUUCUUCAUGGUGCUCAAGAAACCAUUCAUCAAGAAAAAGCUCCAGCUAGUUGAGAUCAUCUCCGUCACAUAUGAGCUUGCAAUCUUCGCCUCCUGCCUCGCCCUUUUAGACCGACAGCUCACCCCCAUCGACGAGAGGAGGCUAGGGAUUGCAAUGGUGGUGGUGUUCAUACUAGCAUUUCUAGUGCAAAUGAUCAAAGCGUGGCAGGCAUUGUUCAAACAGAUCAGGCAGUUGGAUCCCAUCGAAUAUUCAUUUUUUAUUGGCUUACAAAAUGCAGCAAUUGGAUUUGCAUUCUUGAUCUUGCCUCAUUGGUUGAUCAAGAAUCGGCUCAAGAGGUUUCCGAUCAACAACCCCGGUGAGGGGGAUAGUAUGAGAAGGAACCAGAGCUCCGGGUCGAGGGAGAAGCCGUGGCUGAGGCAGAUAAGAGAGAUGGCAAGGUCUAGCUUCAGCAGAGAAGGAAGCAGUACAACAACUGAUCCUUCAUCGAGUAAGGUGAGAUGGAGUGGGCUUUGGAGGAGUAAGAGAAGUGGGAGCUCGUCGGCAUCGGCGUCCGCCUCAACGUCGACGGAUUAUAAGGCAAAGCCGAUGGGAUUGUACAAAGAGUUGGAAGACAUUUUUGCUUCCAAAUGACAGGUUUUUAAGCAUGCAUGGGCACAAACAUGUUUUGUUUUGGUAUUUUUAUAUUGAGACAAUUGCCUCUCUUAUAUGUUA
Molecule: messenger RNA, 3426 nt
Organism: Salvia splendens (bonfire salvia)
Lineage: Eukaryota; Viridiplantae; Streptophyta; Magnoliopsida; Lamiales; Lamiaceae
Exons: 13
Coding region: 127-3345 (1072 amino acids)
Source: RefSeq, a predicted model, not a curated record